CCUCGAUCAUUUGAAGGAACUUGGGAGAAGCUGUCACAGGUCGCUGUCAAGGGCGCCGAGUUUGACUCCCGCGAACGCCAGCCCCAUCCGAAGUGUUUGCAAGGGACCCGGGUUACACUUCUCGAUAAAAUCUAUGGAUUACUAGACAACCAGGAGAAGAGUCGGCUCGUUUGGCUCCAUGGCACAGCGGGCGUCGGAAAGUCUGCUGUUGCUUUCAGUGUAGCUGAAAGGAUGAAAGGUUUAAAAGUGAAAGAGCAAGUGGCUGGCAACGAAAAACGACUCCUGGGAUCAUUCUUCUUCUCGCGCAAGCACACAAAACGCUGUACGACUGGGUAUUUUUUUGCAACGCUCGUCUACCAGCUUGCCAGCAAUUUUCCCAGCAUCCAGGCGGAUGUAAACAGAGCUAUCCACGAGAAUCCUGCACUUCUAGACCCCGACAAGUCUCUUCGUGACCAGAUGGAGGGCCUAUUCCUCCCACCUCUCCGGAGGCUUCGUUUCAGGCUGUGCCAGUGUCCACCUUCGGUGUUUGUUGUUGAUGCCCUUGAUGAAUGCAUAUCCGCAACCGAGAUUGUCGACCUCAUCUCCCUGCUUAGCGAAGCUCUUCGUGAACCUAAACUGCCAGUCAUCCACAUUCUGCUCACGAGUCGCUCGGAAGCGCAUAUCUGUAAAGCCAUUGAGAAAGAAGAGGUGCUCUCCAUUACUACCAUCACCUCGCUUGACGGCGCAGAUGUUGACAACGACAUCUAUAUCUUCUUGGACCACUCCUUUAGAGAGCUUCAAACUCGCCACCCCGAUUUCCCGCAGCCGCCGAGGCAUCAACUUGCGCGGCUGGCUAGCCGAGCGGGUAGACGUUUCAUCGUGGCAUCUACAAUGAUGAAGUUCAUUGAUGAUGGGGACAAUGAUCCCCGCGACCGGCUGCAGCUCAUGCUCGAGCUAACGAGCGACCUACUGCCAGGAACAGAGGUGUACAAGUUAUAUGACCAUAUCCUCUCCACAUGUACUGAUCCCAAGCGGGCAUACAUGCAUCUGUCUGUCGUAGCUGCCCUUGCGGACCCUCUGUCAAUUUCACAAAUCUCGAAACUUCUUGGCCCUGGUCCGGGCAGAGAUGUCGAAACAACAUUGGCGCAGCUUCGAUCUGUCAUGGAUAUUCCUACUGACAACAAUCUCCCCGUGAAUAUCCACCACUCGUCCGUCCGUGACUAUGUUUCCGACCUCUCAAACUGCGGCCUUACUCAAGUGCAAGAUAUCACACCACCCCAUACCCUGCUCGCUCAAUCCUCUUUCCGCUUGAUG
This is a messenger RNA of Suillus clintonianus, 1293 nucleotides long. RefSeq lists its product as uncharacterized. The transcript is spliced from 2 exons. Lineage: Eukaryota; Fungi; Basidiomycota; Agaricomycetes; Boletales; Suillaceae. The annotation marks the transcript as partial. The record is from RefSeq and is a predicted model, not a curated record.